AUGACCACCAUCCACAAAGACAUCCCCGAGACGCAAAUCGCCGCGCUCCUUGGCCCCAACGAGCGGUCGCUGACGACCAUCCCCGUGGGCAAGCCUGGGCCUAACGAGGUACUGAUUGAGAAUGUCGCGGUGGCGGCAAAUCCGAAGGACUGGAAGGCGGCGGAGAUGAUGUACGCCCCGGGCGAGAAGUUCGUGGAGGGCAAUGAUGUGGCGGGCACGAUAGUCGCAGUCGGAGAGGGCGUGUCUGAGUACAAAUACGGUGCCUACCAGCAAUACACGGUAGCGCCGGCGAGCACGACAUUCCCCAUCCCUAACAUCACGCCUUACGAAGAGGCAGCCACGCUGCCGCUUGCGGUGAUGACCGCCGCCAUUGCAUUCUUCGUGCGCCUUGGUAUCCCUGCGCCCGAUACCGCGGCAGCUGCAACCAACCUUCGCAAGGCCGUCAUCAUCUACGGAGCAUCGACCUCGGUCGGCGCAUAUGCGGUUCAGCUGGCCAAGAAAGCUGGCCUUUUCGUGGUCGGGAUUGCUGGCGCAUCGAAGGACUAUGCGAAGGAACUUGGUGCGGACGUGGUUGUCGAUUACAGCGAAUACCAGGGCGAACAGCUCAUCGACGCGCUUGUCUCCGCCGUCGCCGACCACCCUACGCCCUGGGCGUUAGACGCCAUUCAGGGAGACGACAGCGCGCUCAUCCUCGCCCGCGCCCUCGCCAAGAUUCGCCAGAGCGACGACGUUCCGGCGCACGUCGCUACCGUCUUCCCCGUCCUUCCAGAGGCGCAGCGCAGUCUCUUCCCGUCGAACGUGACGUGCGCGGAGACAUAUGUGGGCACCGCGUACGGAGAGGAUGAGCAGUUCGCUGCCACCUUCUAUCGCAAGAUCUCCCACUGGCUCUCCGAGGGAUCCUUUAAGUGCAAUAGGCCCAAGAUUAUGCCAGGCGGACUCGCGGACGUCUUCAAGGGCAUUGACCUGCUUAAGAACGGAGAGGUUCACGGCGAGAAGCUCGUGUAUCGCAUUGCGGAUACGCCAGGAAUCAAGGCGUAA
This is a messenger RNA of Schizophyllum commune H4-8, 1038 nucleotides long. RefSeq names its product GroES-like protein. The transcript is spliced from 5 exons. NCBI's taxonomy places the organism in Eukaryota, Fungi, Basidiomycota, Agaricomycetes, Agaricales, Schizophyllaceae. The record is from RefSeq and is a predicted model, not a curated record. The coding region runs from base 1 to 1038 and encodes 345 amino acids. Gene Ontology annotation, molecular function: oxidoreductase activity, acting on NAD(P)H.